AUGGAUGGUCCUAAAGGUCUUCCUGGUGAUAGUGGAGACCGUGGAGACCCCGGAGACUACGGUGUUGGCGAACCAGGCUUACCUGGUGAGAAAGGAGACCGCGGCGAGAUGGGACCUGAGGGUGAGAAAGGCUACCCUGGACUGCAAGGACCUCCUGGUCCGAUGGGUGACACUGGUGAUCGGGGACCUCCUGGACAAGUAGGUCGCCCCGGUCCGCCUGGUGACCCCGGAGACUCCAUUGUUGACCAUGUGCCCGUCAAGGGUGAACGCGGUAUGCCAGGCGAACCCGGAGAACCCGGUCAAAAUUGUACAGCCUCCACCCUCUAUCCGCCCCCGUUUGACACCUCUGGACCGCCCGGUGAUCGAGGUGAACGUGGUCCGAAGGGCUACCCGGGUCUGAAAGGUGAUGAGGGCGACCGUGGCAUUGACGGCAUGAUGGGAGAACGCGGUCCUAAGGGUAAACCCGGCACGCCCGGACCAUCGGGACCCAAAGGUGAUAAAGGACGUCAAGGCCAGCACGGUCCAAAGGGUGCGCGCGGACGAGAUGGUCUUAUAGGUCUUCAAGGACCUCCCGGACCCAAGGGUUACCCUGGUGAGCCUGGCGAGGACGGUCUGCGUGGCAUGCCUGGAGAACCCGGCGAGCCCGGAGGUGAUAGCACUUGUACAGGGAUUCUUCAAGGCAGGCAAGGGGAACGCGGUCCCCCUGGCGAGUCUGGAGACCGCGGUCCAACCGGUCCUCAAGGUCAGCCCGGGUAUUCGGGUCCGAAGGGUUUCAGUGGUCCCCCAGGCCCGGUAGGUGACACUGGACCCGACUGUCCAAUUGGACCAGUUGGAGUGAAGGGCGAAAUGGGUGACCGCGGUAAGAGUUAG
This is a messenger RNA of Dibothriocephalus latus, 870 nucleotides long. NCBI's taxonomy places the organism in Eukaryota, Metazoa, Platyhelminthes, Cestoda, Diphyllobothriidea, Diphyllobothriidae. The record is from the annotation of a GenBank genome assembly.